Molecule: messenger RNA, 1530 nt
Organism: Knipowitschia caucasica
Lineage: Eukaryota; Metazoa; Chordata; Actinopteri; Gobiiformes; Gobiidae
Source: the annotation of a GenBank genome assembly
AUGGUGCACACCGGGGCAAGUGAAGAGGGGGCAUCCACAGAGCAGCAGCAGGGCUCAUCUUCAUCAUCCUCUUCAUCUGCGGUGUGUCUGCGGAGUCGACCCUGCUCCAGUGAACGGGACCAUCAUGUGCGGACGGUGAAGGCGGCUCUGCAGUCCAGGUUUGGGCCCUACGAGCCGGUCCUGACCUACCUCCAGGCCGUGCUGGUGUGGGAGAAGCCCGUGCAAUGUGUGCUGCUUUACGUCCUGGUCAACCUUGUAUUCUGGUUCUUUGCCCUGACCUCGCUGCGCCUGCUCUUCCUCGUGGCGUCAGGUUUGGCUCUGGCUGUUUUGGUCGACACCUGGAGGAAUAAGAUUUGGCCGGAGAUUAGAGUCAAAAAAAUGGAGGAAUCUGAAUGCUGGGGUCUCGUGCAGCCCGGGAUCCUCAGUGUCCCAGAGCUGUGUCAUCACGUAGCCGAGGCCUGGGUCAGUGGAGCAGUGCUCACGUCCAGCAUGCUUCAAUACAAACGCCUCAACCCUGGAAAAUUCUGCCUCUUGACCUGCAGUAUCUUCUCCUGCCUGGCUCUGCUCGGGCGUCACAUCCCAGGAGUGCUGCUGUCCUACUCUGCCGUGUGGGCGACUCUGCUGGCCCCUCUGGCGGCUUAUCACCGGCUCUUUCAACGUGUGUGCGUGAGGCUGGAGCCGGUCCUGCAGCGGCUGGACUUCAGCGGUCAGGGAUACAUGAUGUCAAAGCCCAUCGAUAAUCAGUUUUUACGAAGGCCCAUUGGAGGAGCAGCCUCAGGAGAGGGCAGCGACAGUGAGGAGGAGCUGGCGGCGUUCUGUCCAACGUUUGAUGACUCCAUUGUUGCUAAGGAGCUGGCCAUGACGGACUCUGAACACUCUGACGCUGAGGUGUACACGGAGAACGGGACGUUUAACCUCUCUAGAGGACAGACGCCGCUCACAGAGGGCUCUGAAGACUUGGACCGCCACAGUGAUGCGGAGGAGUCGUUUGCUCAGGACCUUCCAGACUUUCCAUCCAUUAACCCUGAUGCCACGCUGAUGGACGACGAUGACGACACCAGUAUCGGGCUCCCCAGCCUGGGCCGCUCGGGGCGCACCAGUCACCGCGCCUCAGUGCUGGACGUGGAGGAGGAGCUGGACUCUGAGGAGGAGCUGGACUCUCUGCCCAUCACCUCUGACCUCACCGGGGAGCUGGCUGGAGUCAUCGCCAGCAACAUGAUCCAGGCGGCUCUGGCCGGGGCCCUGCAGCCGCGGGCCCCUGUGCACCGCAGAGAGGGGCCCCCUAAAGCAGGGGCCCAUCGGAGCUACCGCAAACAAUCGAGCUCUGAGUUGGAUACAGACUGGGACCCUGAGGACUUUGAGAUGCUGGAUCAGUCUGAACUGAACCAGAUGGAUCCUGUGGGAGGCAGUAAACGAGGAGAGGGGCAGGGCGCUACCUUCUUAUCCAGUCUGCUCGGAAAACCUAAGUCAGGACAGAGCCACGCAGGGACCAAACGUGACAUUCCUUUGGCGGCGCUCAACAUGCACUGA